UCUUAUGUUGGCCAAUUCACAAACUUCCUCAUUCUCAUCAUUGAUUGGCAUAGUGUGACAAGUCCUGAAAAUGUUGAAUAGACCUCCAAAAACCUUUCAAGAGCCAACUCCUCAAGAUUAUAUUCCUGGAAGAGGUAGAGGUGCAACAGGAUUUGUUACAAACCCUGAAUAUAGUCUAAGGGCGAAUAACCAAUUCAGCGAAAUGCCUGUUCCUGACGCUGGUGCAAAGUUUGGUACACCACCUCCGGGUUAUGUUGCUGGUAGAGGAAGAGGUUUGGGAGAUACAAGAAGAGAAACUUUAGCAAGACAGGCAGCAGCAGCAAGGUCCUUUAUAUCCCAGCAACAAGAAUACGAUGACGAGCCUGUUGAAGAGGAUGAUGACGGUCGCCCUUUGGAUGACGAGGACCAGGGUCUGUUUGCCAAUACCGUUUACGACGAAGACGAUAAAGAAGCUGACGAAAUUUACGAAGCUGUUGAAAAGCGAAUGGAAAGUAGAAGACAAAGACAACGAGAGGAAAGAAUUAACGAAGAACUAAAGAGAUACAGAAGUGAGAAUCCUUCUCUAGAACAACAAUUUGCGGACUUGAAGAGAGGCCUUGCACAGGUAUCUGAAGAAGAAUGGGCCUCAAUACCAGAAAUUGGAGAUUACAGAGUCAAGAAACAAAAACUUGAAAAAUACACUCCAGUUCCAGAUUCGGUCAUUGAAAGUGCUCAUAAAGAAAGAAGUUUUGACUCGAGUAUUGGCACAUUGUCAACAACUCAGGGAAUCUCUACGGAUUUGGCUUCUAUCGGAGAAGGUCGUGGUGCAGUGCUGGGUUUAAAGUUGGAUAGAAUAUCGGAUUCUGUUUCUGGUCAAACUGUGGUAGACCCUAAAGGCUAUCUUACAGAAUUGGCGGGAAUGCGCAUAACUUCAGAGUCAGAAAUUGGCGAUGUUAAAAAAGCUCGAAUGCUUCUCAAGUCUGUUACAUCCACCAAUCCUAAACAUGCUCCUGGUUGGAUUGCUGCAGCAAGAUUGGAAGAAAUUGCGGGAAGAAUCACUGACGCACGUGCACUGAUUACGGAAGGUUGUCAAAAGUGCCCAACUUCCGAAGAUGUGUGGCUUGAAGCAGCUCGUUUAUAUCCACAGGAACAAGCAAAACAAGUACUUGCGUCUGCUGUUCAACGAGGACGUGUUCCUGGAAGCGUAAAGAUAUGGCUUCAAGCUGCAGCAAUUGAAUCAGACCUUACCCAAAAGAAGAGAAUAUUACGAAAAGCCUUGGAAAUCAUUCCGACAUCUGUUAGACUUUGGAGUGCAGCUAUUGAACUUGAACCUCCGGAAGGUGCGAGAAUUCUGUUAACACGGGCAGUAGAAUGUGUUCCACAUGCAACGGAAUUGUGGAUAGCAUUGGCACGUUUGGAAAGUUAUGAAAAUGCAAAAGUUAUAUUGAACAAAGCUCGAGAAGCGAUACCAGCUGAGCCACUUAUAUGGAUUACUGCAGCCAAACUAGAAGAAGCACACGAAAGUAAACAACAGUCCAUAUCUACAGAUAUUUUGAAUGAUGAGCAGGUUAAGAAAAUAGACCAAAAUAAUUUAUUUGAUAUUUAUUUGGAGGAAGUAAAAAAUGAGAGUUCACAAAGCAGCGUGACAAGAAUUAUUGAGAGGGCUGUAAAGACACUUUCUAUUAAGCAAAAAAUUGUAGAUCGUGACAGAUGGUUGAAGGAAGCAAAAGAAUCGGAAUCUGGUGGAUAUUAUAGAACUGCCCGUGAUAUUAUUCACUUUUCAAGCAACUUGGGAAUUGAAGAGGUAGAUAGAGAGCGGAUUUGGUUGAGUGAUGCUGAAACUGCCGAGAAAGAAGGAUAUUUCAUUUGUGCUCGAGCACUUUUUGCUAGACUUGUAUCUACUUUUCCCGGUAGAGAUAAUCUUUGGCUCCAAGCCGCACACUUUGAGAAGGAACAUGGUUCUUUCAUGGUAGUCGAUGAGUUAUUACGACGAGCUGUUGCAUAUUGUCCUCGUGCAGAGAAACUUUGGUUAUUAGCAGCUAAUGAGAAAUGGAGACAUCAUGAUGCUGAUGGAGCUAGGGCGGUUCUACAUGAAGCCUUUUCUUCCAAUCCAGGGUCCGAGACCAUAUGGUUAGAGGCGGUUGCUCUUGAAAAACAAGCAGGAGAACUGUCUCGUGCCCGUAUACUUGCCUCUCGAGCACGGAACUCGGAAGCAGAUUCUGGAAGGGUCUACUAUAAAUCUGCCUUGUUGGAAAGAGAGGCUGGCUGUGUCGAAGCUGAAAGAGAGCUUUUAGAAGAGGGUCUCUCAAAGCAUCCAAACGAACCAAAGCUUUGGUUAAUGCUUGGUCAAUGGCAUGAGCGCCAGGAGCCUUCUCAACUUGAGGAAGCCAGAGCUGCAUACUCAUCAGGUCUCCAACAUUGUCCUACUUGUGUUCCUCUGUGGAUUAGUUUGGCACACUUGGAAGAAAGGGUAAACAAGUGGACGAGAGCGCGUGCAAUUUUAGAAAGAGCAAGGCAAAAACUACCCAAAGUAGAUAUAAUAUGGGAAGAGUCUAUAUGGUUGGAAGUUAGAAUUGCAAAGAAUCAACGUCCUCUUAGCACAGACAGUCAGCUUUUAAGCAAGACUACUUCUAAGAGUGCUUUGAGUAUUUUAUCAAAGGCUUUACAAGAGUGUCCCGACUCGGGACGUCUCUGGGCAGUUGCUAUUGAGUUGGAAUCAGCCAAACAAAGAAGAGCGCGUUCUGUAGAUGCUUUGACUCGCUGCGAUAGGGAUGCUCACGUUAUGAUUGCAGUUGCGAGAUUAUUCUGGGGCGAACAUAAGAUAGAAAAAGCCCGAUCUUGGUUUCAAAGGGCGGUAACUUUAGACUCAGAGUUGGGUGAUGCUUGGGCUGCUUGGUAUGCUUUUGAAAAGAAGGAGAAUGGAGAGUCUGAAAUAAAGGAGAUAGAAAGUCAAGUUGAAAGUCAUCCACCUAGAAAAGGUACUCGAUGGUGUAAAGUUAGAAAAUCUUUAGAAAAUGUACAUUUAACAACGUUGCAAGUGUUGGAAAAAGUUUCUCAUGACUUUGAACCCUUUACAAGUUGAUAUAAAUUGGACCGCUGUUUU
Messenger RNA from Galdieria sulphuraria, 3082 nucleotides. RefSeq names its product pre-mRNA-processing factor 6. The transcript has a single exon. Gene Ontology annotation, cellular component: U4/U6 x U5 tri-snRNP complex; catalytic step 2 spliceosome. Lineage: Eukaryota; Rhodophyta; Bangiophyceae; Galdieriales; Galdieriaceae. The record is from RefSeq and is a predicted model, not a curated record. The coding region runs from base 71 to 3061 and encodes 996 amino acids. Gene Ontology annotation, molecular function: protein binding. Gene Ontology annotation, biological process: mRNA splicing, via spliceosome; spliceosomal tri-snRNP complex assembly.